AUGAUUGGUUCUAUACUUCAAACAAUUGUUCAACAAACAAAUUUAUAUGCUCAACAAAAAAGUGUUGAUAUCAACACAAGCAUUGAAGAAAUAAAAGCAUUUAUUGGAAUAUUGAUUUUUAUGGGUUACCAUAGCCUACCUAGCAUCAGGUUAUAUUGGUCAAAUGAUCCUAAUUUUUUCUGCGAACGUGUGGCCAAAAUCAUGCCUGUAAAAAGGUUUUUGAAAAUUCUACGGUUACUUCAUCUUAAUGAUAAUUCCCAAAUGCCAUCAAGAAAUUCUUUGGAAUUUGAUAAGUUGUAUAAAAUUCGUCCUAUGAUAACACACUUGAAAGAUAUUUAUCAAUCUGUAUAUCGUCCAUCAAGGUACUUGGCAGUUGAUGAAAGUAUGGUAGCAUAUAAGGGUCGUUCCACUAUGAAACAAUAUAUGCCCAUGAAACCUAUUAAAAGGGGUUUUAAAAUAUGGGCAUUGGCUGAUUCUUAUAGUGGUUUUUUACUGAAUCUCGACAUAUACACUGGAAAAAAAUCAAAUGGAAUACCUGAGUAUGGACUAGGAGAAAAUGUUGUGUUAUACUUGACCAAAAAAUUGAAAAACUUAUUUUAUUGUGUUUUUUUUGAUAAU
This is a messenger RNA of Rhopalosiphum maidis (corn leaf aphid), 618 nucleotides long. Its product is annotated as piggyBac transposable element-derived protein 4-like. The transcript has a single exon. The annotation marks the transcript as partial. The record is from RefSeq and is a predicted model, not a curated record. Lineage: Eukaryota; Metazoa; Arthropoda; Insecta; Hemiptera; Aphididae.